CUAUUCUCGGAUGACUGAAAUCAGACUUGUGUACCAACAUAGAAAGUUUAGAUUUUGUUUAAAUAGAUAUUUAACAUGAGAAAGUAUAUAGGGUUAGUGUAAGUCGUCGUUAUGGAUAAAUUAAGACGGCUAAUAACAAAUUUAUACACGAAUAUAACGAUUCUAUUAUGUAUAAACUUUUCCGUAUGUGACAGCCGUAAAUAUUUUCAGUCAUUUUCCUUCGGGGCAAUUAACAGUGUACAAUAACGAUCUAGCAUACGCAUAAAAAGUCCUCCGCUUAAUCAAAUGUUGACAGUGACUGAAAAUGAGUUGACAAAGGAAAGAAAGGAUUUGUUAAAAAGGAAUACAUUCUAUACAAUUAGGGAAAAGAUGGCUCAUAGCGGAAAACUUGCGAAAAAGGACUUGUCUAUACUUAAAUAUACGGGACUGCAAUUCAAUCCGGAUAAAUACGUUUUCCACCUGUUACUGGUACUGACGUUGAUGUUUAUGAUAUUAUACACGGUUGGAACUUCAGUCCCUGCUUGGUACGUGCUCGAGGAACGUGUUUCCAACUUGAGCACAUGCAAGUCAGCUGAUCUCUACCUAGAACCACACGUGCGGCGUUAUUGGAACAAAAGUCCAACGAAGUUGCUAUUAACUUCCAGUUUAUGGUUCAUAAACGUGCGUUUAACUAACGAGGAUGUGCAAUACAGUAAAUUUGUGCCAUUUAUAUUUGCCCAAAAAGAACAUAUAGCUGAGGAAACUCGUAAUGGGAUGGUUAUCGACAACAUGUUUCCCAAAUGUUUGACUACAAUCAUCACGUUCACGUUCCUCAGUCUGGGGGUGGCUUUCACGUGCUGUGCUUCUAACAGACCUGCCAGGCUUAUCUACUAUGGGCUUUCUUCUGUUAUGAUUGUUGCUGCAAUAACAACUUGGGUAUCUGUUGCCAUCACAACCAGCGAGAAAUAUCUUCUAUCUGUGGCCUUUGACCUUUGCCUCCAGCAGGGGGCGCUAAAGACUUCCUUCCUGCUUCAGAUGGUGACCGGCUCCGCAGGAAUUCUAGCCUUUAUAUUUGGUUGCAUUUUAAUACAUCUAGCUAUUUUAAUAAACAGUAAAAUUAACCAAGAGAAGUGCAAAGAUAGCGAAAAUGAUUUAAGUAUUCAAGAACAAUUGUCUUCCAUGUACACAAACUUUGAAUACCCCGAAAAGCAAAGGUUUUCUGAGGUAUACAACAUCUAACAAGGACAGUCGUAUCUUGUAACCUUUCUGUGGUAAAUAUUUCUGCUUGCAGCAACGAGUCUAGAGUGCCAGUUGUUACUGAAACUCUUUUGUAUUGGUGUUGAAACAAAACAUACACGAAUGCUUAUGACAGUAUAAGUGGCUCGUGUGUAAAACCGCCGUGGAAUAACUUUCAGACUAAGCAGCAAAAGGUUUAAGACGUAUAUACGCUGUGGGCUUGCGGUCAAACUAAUCUUUUUCAACGUUGAUAUAAGAUAUCAUUGAAGUGUCCUGCAAUCAAAGCCGACACACCGUUUGACUGUUGGGGAAGAUAACUAUGUAUAGGAUAUGGUAUUUGCUACAAAAUUUACAAGCCAAUUGAAUGAAAAAAGUCGUGGAUUUAAAGUGUCUUGCCAACAAACUGCUCACGGUUAUGGAAUAUAAAGGCAUACAGUCUGGAUUUUCAAACAAACCAGAAGACCAUCUGGAGACAUGUUUCUCAGUCACCAGAAGAUCAUCUGGAGACAUGUUUCUCAAUCACCAGAAGACCAUCUGGAGACAUGUUUCUCAAUCACAAUUAAAGAAUCUCACUUAAGUAACAUUCAGUCUCAAACAUUUAACGGUGACACGGCCGAAGAAAUGAAACUUGCUUAAAUUCGUCUCACCCAUAAUAAGACCAAUUUAGCUAUUUUAUUUGCUAUUUCAAAUGCAAUUGUAAAUAUGUUUGCUUAUUUAGCGCUUGUUGAAAAAUAAACAAAGUCUUUCUGAUAUAUCUGUAUAGAUAAACCAUCAACAUUUUAUCACAGAUGUAACAAGUGUUCAUAGAAUGUAUACUAUACGUUUAAAACGAUUUUUGUUUUCGAUCUAUUGUUUUGAACAGUUGAUUCAUUCCUUAUUUUGCCAAUGAAAUUUAAAAAUAAAUGUUAAAAUAAACGCUGCUACUUGUAGCCAAAGAAACA
Messenger RNA from Mercenaria mercenaria, 2156 nucleotides. RefSeq lists its product as uncharacterized. NCBI's taxonomy places the organism in Eukaryota, Metazoa, Mollusca, Bivalvia, Venerida, Veneridae. The record is from RefSeq and is a predicted model, not a curated record. The transcript has 3 exons. The coding region runs from base 286 to 1218 and encodes 310 amino acids.